UUGAAGGAAUCAUAGAGAGAUUCAAACUAACUGAUUCCAUAACAGUUUUCCCCCUGAAUCUUAAGUCUUCACUCUAAAGUCUUUUUCUCAUGGGAAACAUAACCAAGAAGGGCAGCAGGGAGCUGGUCACUGACACAGCCAAGUCACUGGAAGAUGGGUCACUGGUAGUGCUUCACACUAAACUCUACGAAGCCAUAAUGAGAGAAGACUGCACGUCCAUCCAGGCACUCCUAAGAUGUCAUCCUGUCAACCAGCCUAUGACCGUUCUGGCCAACUCCACCAGCUACAGAUUACUUCUGAACCAGCAGACACAGUCAAUCAUCCCCAUUCACCUGGCUGCUGAAUACCGCAGGGCGCAAAGUUUGCUUUGUCUGUUAGAACAUGGCGCCAACCCAGAAGUCAGGGACACAAGAGGCCUGACCACACUGCACCUAAUGCUACUGCACUGGCCAAUCACUUCGACCACAUGGACAAAACCAGGAGACAGAAUCCAAAGGAUCCUGACAGACAUUCAGAACAACGCUGUAACAUGUCUGCGCAUCUUGUGUGAACACGGAGCUCAAGUGAAUGCUCGAGUAGACAACAGCAACAAACACUCACCCCUCCACCUGGCCAUAACAUAUGGGACCUAUCCAGUUCUUUCCAUUUUGGCCCAAAAUGGUGCCCAUGUCAAUGCUAUUAAUGAAUCCACCAUGACGCCCCUUCACAUGGCUGCAGAUAUACUGAAUAAGGAGAUGAUAGAAACGCUAAUUGCCUGUGGAGCAGACAUUAACUGUGCUGUCUCUACUACAGGGAACACAGCCCUUAAACUGGCAGUGUGCAGUGCAUCAAGCAAGGCAGGCCGACUGCUAGCAGCAGGGGUAAGCUGCAUCCGUCUGCUGCUUAUUCACGGAGCCAAAGUAAAUGCCCAGGACCACGAAGGUCAAACAGCUAUCCACGAGGCCUGUUUCGGAGGCAGAGAGGCAAUUAUCAAUCUGUUGCUUGAAUUUGAAGCAAAUGUUAAUAUCUUAACAAGAAAUGGAGAAUCUCCAAUAUAUAUGUACCUUCAGCGCAGUUCCAACGUAAGAGACACAGCACUGCUGGCCAGUUUGCUGUCUCGCUCUUACCCUCUAAGACUGACCAAUAACCAGGGAAUUCUACCUGCAGGGAUCAUGCUACCAGAAUUCCACCUCUUAAGGGAAACGCUAAUAAAGUUAGCUCAAAAACCCUUGUCUCUAGAGGAUAUCUGUAAAAGAAACAUCAGAAAUAUUUAUGGAGAGAAAUACAAACAACACUUGAAGCAAGUUCUCCCAGUGAAGAUAUGGAAUUCUGUAUAUGGUUAUUAUGACUUAGCUUACCUCUUGAAAUAAGAACUCAAAGUUUCACAAUGCCAGAUAAUUUCAUUAAUUCAAACUGCAUUUUCUGGCUCUAUGUACCCAGAGAACACUUAACCCACCACCUGGUACAUAACCCAUCCGAAAAGUGCAAACUAUUGGCUUAUAAACCUUUUCAAAAAUAAACAGUUGACAUAAACUUUUUGGUCCUAAAUAUUCUUUUAAAUACAUUUUCUCUGAUUUAAUAUUUUCUCCCCAAAUAAGCAC
Molecule: messenger RNA, 1580 nt
Organism: Talpa occidentalis (Iberian mole)
Lineage: Eukaryota; Metazoa; Chordata; Mammalia; Eulipotyphla; Talpidae
Gene: ANKRD61
Product: ankyrin repeat domain 61
Exons: 3
Coding region: 90-1349 (419 amino acids)
Molecular function (GO): protein binding
Source: RefSeq, a predicted model, not a curated record